CAGGGCGCUUCCAUAAUUGAUCGUGCUAACUUCGGCCGUCACUGCAAAUGUUUCUUACUAUCAUGCUCCUCCAGAUACGAGAGCCUCAAGCUAAGCUCAUGAUAUGUUCAUAAUGGUUGGUACGGGCAUGAUGGAAGUUGGUCGGAGAGACCGUUCGAGCUGGAAUCUGGGUCAAGGUAGUUCGACGGGAAAUCGUUUGCCAGAGGAAUCACAUUUUUAUACCUGCUACUGUGAGAGCCUUUUUAACUCUCGACACGAGUUUUCUCCGCUCCCACAAGUCGCAUCCAACUUUCAGGAUGGUAGCCAACACCAAUUCCAAGAUCGUGAUCAUCGGAGCGGGCUGCUUCGGAUUGUCAACCGCAUACCAUCUUCUGCGGCGAGGGUUCACCUCUGUAACUGUCCUUGACAGAUCACCGGUUCUUCCGGCACCUGAUGCUGCAAGCACGGAUUUGAACAAGAUUGUUCGGAGCGCAUAUGCAGAUAUCUUCUAUAGCAAACUGGCACGCGAAGCCAUAGCUGAGUGGAAAGACUUUGAAGAAUGGAAGGAUACAUACCACGAAUCUGGUGUUGUAGUGAUAGGCUGGGGACAGGAAACAUAUGCCGACAAGGCCUACGAGAAUGAUGUUGCACUAGGUGCUCGUAUCGAGACGCUGGCUGAGCCCGCUGCUAUACGCGCACGCUUCCCUGCGGACGUAAAGACAGCAUCGUUCGAGGGAAUGUCAGGCUACUUGAAUCGGGAUGGUGGAUGGGCAUUUGCUGCACAAGGUAUCCAGCUACUGCUCUCGAAGGUCAACGCGUUAGGUGGAACCGUUGUCCCCUCAAAAAGCGUAGUCAAGCUGCUUCAGCGAGAGGGUAAGACACACGGGGUCGAAUGUGCUGACGGAUCUUCGUAUGAAGCCGACUUGGUUGUAAUUGCUUCUGGAUCCUGGACCGCCUCUGCUUUUCCUGACCUUGACCUUGGAGCCAAGUGUCUUGCAACCGGUCAAAGUGUAGUAAUGGUACAACUGUCACCCGAAGAAGGAGAGAAGUACCGGAAGUGUCCCGUCUUCCUCGACUUACACUCAGGAUUCUACAUAUUCCCUCCUAAUGUCGACAAUCUUGUAAAAAUGGCAAUCCAUACUGGAGGGCAUACAUACACACAGACUCCUCUGGGAAACCCUGACCAUGCCCCAAUAUCGACACCUAGAACCGCUCUUUCACAUGGUGAUCAAGGGCUUCGCAUACCCAAAGAAGUCAUCCAGAAUCUCAGGGACAACUUGCGCGCAGUGUACCCGGAGCUUGCAGAGAAGCCAUUCAGUCAGACGCGUUUGUGUUGGUACACGGACUCUCCGGACGAAGACUGGAUCAUUAGUGUGCACCCGAAAGACUCUGGACUCGUCCUCGCAACUUCGGGAAGUGGUCAUGCAUACAAGUUCCUGCCUAACAUUGGACGUCUCGUAGUAGACCUUAUUCAAGGCAAGAUGGAACCCAGUCUCGUCCAGAAGUUCGCUUUGGAUCGUCAGAUGGUAGUGCAUGACAUCUUCAGGCCAGGACAGACAGCAAGGGAGCUCGAUGUCGAUGAACUUUGCACACCGGAGGACCUCUUGCCAUAGUACUUCGAAGGAGGAACGUAGAACAUGUAAUGAAUUCAAACAAUGUGUAUCUCUACAUUACUACUCUAUGUGAGUACAAAUACAGCAGGGGGAUAUCAAUUACGAAUACUUUUCGUAGAUGCAGUGUCUAUAGAUCAAAAGUGAAUGAAAGCUUAGGCUCGUCUCCCGACGAACUCUCGCCAGGAGCGAACCUCAGAAGGAAUCUUGCCUUCUGUAUAUUUUCGGAGACCUCCUUGAGGGAUUUUCUUUGCCAAUGCCUCAACGAAUAGUAGAGCGCAUCGAGCGUUAUUG
Molecule: messenger RNA, 1883 nt
Organism: Somion occarium
Lineage: Eukaryota; Fungi; Basidiomycota; Agaricomycetes; Polyporales; Cerrenaceae
Source: the annotation of a GenBank genome assembly